AUGGCAAAGCCUCAGAGCAAGGAUUCGGGACUGAAGGAGAGGUUCAGGAACCUCCUGGGACUGGGAACAUCUCGAGGAAGCUCAAAGUCAUCAGAGGGCAAGCAAACAGAGUUCAUCAUCACUGCAGAAAUACUCAAGGAACUGAGCAUAGAAUGUGGAUUAAGUAACAGGAUCCGAGCCAUCAGCCAGAUUUGUGAAGUGGCCAAAACAAAAAAGAUUGAAGAGCACGCGGUGGAAGCGAUAUGGAGAGUGGUGGCCGACAUGCUGCAGCCAGAGCGCCCUGCCGAGGCGCGGCACGCCGUCCUGCACCUGCUCCGGGCCAUCGUUCAGGGACAGGGUGAGAGGUUAGGGAUCCUCAGAGCACACUUUUUUAAGGUCAUUAAGGACUACCCCUCCAAUGAAGACCUGCAUGAGCGACUGGAGGUGUUCAAGGCUCUGACAGAGAACGGACGCUACAUCACCUACCUGGAAGAAGAGUUGGCUGACUUUGUGUGGCAGUGGAUGGAUGUUGGUUUGUCUUCUGAGUUCCUCCUGGUCUUAGUGAACCUGGUGAAAUUCAAUAGCUGCUAUCUGGAAGACUAUGUAGCUGACAUGGUCCACAAGAUCUGUCUUUUGUGCAUUCAGACUUCAUCGUCUAUGGACAUAGAGAUUUCCUUGCAGGUCCUGGAUGCAGUUGUUUGCUAUAACUGCCUACCCUCAGAGAACCUGCCAGUGUUCAUCAUCACCUUGUGCCGGACCAUCAACGUGAAGGAGCUUUGUGAGCCCUGCUGGAAGCUGAUGCGUAACCUGUUGGGAACUCACCUGGGGCACAGUGCCAUCUACAACAUGUGCAGGAUAAUGGAGGACAGAGCUUACAUGGCAGAUGCAGCACUGCUGAGAGGAGCUGUGUUUUUUGUUGGGAUGGCUCUGUGGGGUGCUCAUCGCCUCAGUUCCCUGAAGAAUUCCCCAACUUCAGUGCUGCCUUCAUUCCUCAAGGCCAUGACCUGUCCCAACGCGGUGGUGUCCUACGAGAUCGUUCUGUCCAUCACACGUCUGAUAAAGAAGUAUGGGAAGGAGCUGCAAGCUGUCACCUGGGACAUCCUGCUGGACAUCAUGGAGCGCUUGCUGCAGCAGCUGCAGAGUCUGGAGAGCCAAGAGCUGAAGUCCAUUGUACAUGAUCUUUUGACUACAGUUGAAGAACUCUGUGACCAAAACGAAUUCCAUGGCUCUGAGGAGAGAUUUUUUGAGCUGGUGGAAAGAUGUGCUGAUCAGAGACCAGAAUCUUCUGUGUUAAACUUGAUAACCUACAGAGCUCAGUCCAUUCAUCCUGCCAGAGAUGGUUGGAUCCACAACCUGCAGAUGUUAAUGGAGAGGUUCUUCAGGAACGAGAGCCGCAGUGCUGUUCGCAUUAAGGUCCUGGAUGUGCUGUCCUUUGUGCUGAGCAUUAACAGGCAGUUCUAUGAGGAGGAACUGAUAAAUGUGGUGAUCUCCCAGCUGGCUCACAUCCCAGAGGACAAGGACCACCAGGUCCGGAAGCUGGCGACACAGCUGCUGGUAGACCUGGCUGAGGGCUGCAACACUCAUCACUUCAACAGCCUGCUGGACAUCAUAGAGAAGGUGGCUGCACAUUCUCUCUCAUCUCCUUCUGAGCUGGAGGAAAGGGACUUGCUGUCAUAUUCAGCUUCUUUGGAGGAUGUCAAGACAGCAGUUCUUGGACUCCUGAUCAUUCUUCAGACCAAGCUCUACAGCCUCCCCUCCAGCCAUGCCAUGAGGGUGUAUGAGAUGCUGAUCCACCACGUCCAGCGCCACUACAUCUAUGCCUACAGCCUGGCUAUUGCCAGCAGCAUCAGAUUGCAGGUUUUUGAUUUCCUGCUGAUGCUUCGAGCUGACUCCCUUCACCGUCUCGGCCUUUCCAACAAGGAUGGAGCAGUGAGGUUCAGUCCCUAUUGCCUGUGUGAUUUUGUAGAAACAGAGAAGAGGAGUUCUGAGAAAAAGCCUGCUGGCACACUCUCCCCACCUUCAGGGAGCCCCAGCAUGCCCUCCCAGAGUGCCACCGUCCGUGUGGGUCAUCUGCCAUACUCCAUGGUCUUUGGUGUUCUCCUGCAGUGUUUGAAGCAAGAGACAGACUGGAAGGUGUUGAAGUUGGUCCUCAACAAAUUACCUGAAUCCCUCCGGUACAAAGUACUGUUUUUAACUUCUCCAUGCAACAUAGACCUCCUGGCCUCUGCACUGAGCUACAUGCUCACAGACAAGAAGACCACAGACAAGCUCCAUGGAACCCCAGAAGGUUUUUCUCGCACCGAUCUGCACCUGGCUGUGGUGCCGGUGCUGACAGCACUGAUAUCCUACCAUAACUAUCUGGACAAAGCUAAACAGCGCGAGCUCGUGUACUGCCUGGAGCAUGGCCUGAUCUACCGCUGCGCCAACCAGUGCGUGCUGGCACUCUCUGUCUGCAGCGUGGAGAUGCCAGACAUCAUCAUCAAGGCCCUUCCUGUCCUCAUUGUCAAACUAACCCACAUUUCUGCUACAGCCAACAUGGCAAUCCCCCUCCUAGAGUUCCUGUCAACCCUGGCACGGCUGCCUCACCUCUACCGGAACUUCGCGGCAGAGCAGUACGCCAGCGUCUUCGCCAUCUCCCUGCCCUACACAAACCCUUCCAAGUUUAACCAGUACAUUGUCUGCCUGGCCCACCACGUCAUAGCCAUGUGGUUCAUUCGCUGUCGCCUCCCCUUCCGGAAGGACUUUGUGCCCUACAUUACCAAGGGUUUGCGCUCCAAUGUCCUCCUGUCCUUUGAUGACACCCCUGAGAAGGACAGCUUCAGGGCUCGAAGCACAAGCCUGAAUGAGAGGCCAAAAAGUUUAAGACUAGGCAAAAAUGCAAAGCAAGGCUUGAAUAACUCUCCUCCAGUGAAAGAGCUGAAAGAACCCUCUGCAGUUGAUGCCUUCCGAUCCCGCAGCAUCAGUGUGUCUGAACAUGUGGUCCGCAGCCGGAUCCAAACGUCCAUCACCAGUUCCAGCCUGGGCUCUGCAGAUGAAAAUUCAAUGGCUCAGGCUGAUGACAACUUAAAAACCCUCCACCUGGAGCUGACUGAGACCUGCCUGGACAUGAUGGCUCGCUACGUCUUCUCCAACUUCACUGCAGUGCCCAAGAGGUCUCCUGUGGGUGAGUUUCUGCUGGCUGGAGGAAGGACAAAGACCUGGCUGGUUGGUAACAAGCUGGUGACCAUCACUACGAGUGUUGGAACAGGCACAAGGUCCCUGCUUGGCCUAGACUCUGUAGAGCUCCAAAACAGCACAGAAUCAAGCUCAGAGCCUGUUUUGCAAGUGAGACAAACCAAAGAGGCUCCAGCAAAACUGGAAUCUCAAGCUGGGCAGCAGGUCUGCAGAGGCUCUCGAAACAGAGUCCGAUCCAUGUCUGGUGGUCAUGCCUUACGUGUGGGUGCCUUAGACAGCUCAGCCUCCCAUUUUCCUGGUGGCUCAGCUUCCCAAGGGACACAGGCUCCUCCUGCUUCUGCAUGUCGAUCAGAGAAGACUGUUGCUGCUCCACAGACACCUCUGCAGAAGGAAAAAGCAAACUUAGCUGCCUAUGUGCCACUGCUGACACAGGGGUGGGCAGAGAUCCUCGUGCGCAGACCCACAGGUAACACCAGCUGGCUGAUGAGUCUGGAGAACCCACUCAGCCCAUUCUCUUCAGAUAUUAACAACAUGCCCCUGCAGGAGCUCUCCAAUGCUCUAAUGGCUGCAGAAAGGUUUAAGGAACACCGAGAAACAGCUCUCUAUAAAUCCCUCUCUGUCCCCUCCUCCAGCCUGGCCACUGGGACAGCCAAGCCAUCACUUCUGCAGCGUUCCAACACAGAGUCCGCGGUGGUGCUGGAGGAGGGCAGCCCCUUGGAGAUGGAGCUGAAGGAGGCUGAGUCCCCAGAUGAGUCUCCAGAGAGUGAAGACAUUGACACUUCAUGUUCUGAACAAGUCCCGAGUGAGGAAAGGUUUGGUAAACCCCACGAGUCUUACAGCAGGUCCUCCUCAACCUCCAGCCAAGAUGAAAAAUCUCUGAAGUCUGAAGAGCUGGUGGAGGGUGGCAUUCCCAUCGGGAGAGUGCUGCCAUCGGAGGAGGGACGCAGGCUGGAGGAGCUUUCCUUCCAGCCAGCCCAGCCCCUCAGCAAGUCCAGCUCCUCCCCCGAGCUGCAGACACUGCAGGAGGUUCUCAGAGAUGCCAACGGCAGAGAAGUAACAAGGAGGCUGAGCACAGAAGUGAAGUCCAAGUCCCAGUCAGGGAACCUGGAAGGGGAAGGGCUGGGCAGUUGGCUGGGCAAGGGAGAGGACACCAGAGGGGCUAGGCUAGGGGGGCUGGAUGGCACUGGCCCUGCCACCUCCCCUCGCUCCCCCUCUGGGCACCGACCCCGAGGAUACACCAUCUCUGACUCAGCCCCAUCCAGGAGGGGCAAGAGGAUUGAGAGAGAUGCCUUCAAGAGCAGAACUGCAGCUUCCAAUGCUGAGAAAGUACCUGGAAUAAACCCCAGCUUCGUGUUUCUGCAGUUGUACCACUCCCCAUUCUUUGGUGAUGAGAACAACAAACCCCUUUUGUUGCCAAAUGAGACAUUCGAGAGGUCAGUGCAGCUCCUGGACCAGAUCCCCUCCUACGACACACACAAGAUUGCUGUGCUCUACGUGGGGGAGGGCCAGAGCAACAACGAGAUCGCCAUCCUGUCCAACGAGCACGGCUCCUACCGCUACACCGAGUUCCUGACCGGCCUGGGCAAGCUCAUUGAGCUCAAGGACUGCCAGCCAGAUAAGAUCUACCUCGGUGGCCUGGAUGUGUGUGGGGAGGAUGGGCAGUUCACCUACUGCUGGCAUGAUGACAUCAUGCAAGCCAUUUUCCACAUUGCCACCCUGAUGCCUACGAAGGAUCUGGACAAAUAUCGCUGUGACAAGAAGAGACACCUUGGCAAUGACUUUGUUUCUAUCAUUUACAACGAUUCUGGAGAAGACUUUAAACUGGGCACCAUAAAGGGGCAGUUCAACUUUGUGCAUGUCAUCAUCACUCCACUCGACUAUGACUGCAACCUGGUGACGCUGCAAUGUCGCAAAGACAUGGAGGGCCUUGUGGACACCAGUGUUGCCAAGAUCAUCUCUGACAAGAACCUGCCCUUUGUAGCCCGUCAGAUGGCCCUGCAUGCCAACAUGGCUUCCCAGGUGCACCACAGCCGCUCAAACCCCACUGACACCUACCCCUCCAAAUGGAUCGCUAGGCUGCGGCACAUCAAGAGGCUGAGGCACAGGCUUCGUGAAGAAACCCAGUACCAGACUCCUGGCCUUCCCCUGCAGAUGCAUCCCUCUGCUCCCAGCAAGGCCCCUGCCCAGCUCCCUCAGGACCCUCCUGCCACCUAUGAGACCGGGCAGCGGAAGAGGCUGAUCUCCUCAGUGGACGACUUCACCGAGUUCGUGUAGCCCCCAGAAGCUCAGGGGGGGCUUGUGCUGGGCCUCCCUGAGGCUGCAGGGAGGUGGGGGAGCAGGGUCUGCAGGUGCUUGGCAUGGAACUAUAGCUGGAGGCUCCAGUGUUGCACUCACUCCAACUGCCUGAUGAAGAAGCCCAGCAGCUCCACCUGUUCUGUUUGUAUUUGGGUUCAGCUCUUUCAAGGCUUCCAUCUCCAGUGGGUGCAGAACCUUUCUUUGGACUCCUUCCACACCAGCACCUGCUGGAAGCAGAAUCUUAUCUUCUGAAGCUCAUCAUGGAGUUGGAUGGUCCAGGAAUUGUGGGAAUCUGGAUGGUUUUAUUGAGAAUGAACCACGAAGGGCUGAAAAUCCAGCUGCCCUUUCUAAGCACCCUGGGAUUCCAGCACCUCUCAGCACCUGAACUCUGCAGGGUCUCAGAUGGGUUCUGCUGCCAGCUGUGGUGGGAGUUCAGCUGGGUGCUGCUUCACCUUCCC
This is a messenger RNA of Indicator indicator, 5906 nucleotides long. It is a transcript of the gene TSC2, whose product is annotated as TSC complex subunit 2. Gene Ontology annotation, molecular function: GTPase activator activity. The transcript is spliced from 40 exons. Gene Ontology annotation, biological process: negative regulation of insulin receptor signaling pathway; negative regulation of Wnt signaling pathway; positive regulation of GTPase activity. Gene Ontology annotation, cellular component: TSC1-TSC2 complex; cytoplasm; nucleus. Bases 1 to 5427 code for a protein of 1808 amino acids. NCBI's taxonomy places the organism in Eukaryota, Metazoa, Chordata, Aves, Piciformes, Indicatoridae. The record is from RefSeq and is a predicted model, not a curated record.